Molecule: messenger RNA, 2404 nt
Organism: Drosophila takahashii
Lineage: Eukaryota; Metazoa; Arthropoda; Insecta; Diptera; Drosophilidae
Product: protein argonaute-2-like
Biological process (GO): regulatory ncRNA-mediated post-transcriptional gene silencing
Molecular function (GO): protein binding; RNA endonuclease activity; miRNA binding
Source: RefSeq, a predicted model, not a curated record
CAGUUCAACCACCCUCUCCGGCUCUUCCGGGGCAUCUUCCGGAAGUUCUUACGGAGGGCACGGAAUCAGUACCAAGCGAGGAACCAUAGGUGAAACCGGUCAAGUAGCCGUUAAUUACCUAAAUGUGGACAUGACGAAAAUGCCGAAAAAAGCUUACCACUAUGAUGUCAAGAUCCUGCCAGAGCGCCCAAAGAAGUUCUUCAGAGCGGCAUUCGAGCAGUUCCGUGUGAAUCAAUUGGGCGGUGCCAUUGCCGCCUUUGAUGGUAGAGCAUCCUGCUAUUCGGUGGACAAGCUGAAGACGGACUCCAAGGACUCGGAAGUCUCUGUUACUGAUGGUCAAGGACGUGUUUUGACCUACAUGGUGGAAAUCAAGGAGACUGGGGACUUGGAAGUGGAUCUUAACUCGUUGAACAACUACAUGACGACGAGGAUCUUCGACAAGCCCAUGCGAGCGAUGCAAUGUCUGGAGGUGGUGAUGGCUGCCCCCUGCCACAAUAAGGCAGUUCGGGCAGGUCGGUCUUUCUUCAAGACCUCCAAACCUGGUGAGCGCCAGGAAUUGGAGGGUGGCUACGAGGCUCUGGUCGGUCUAUAUCAGGCCGUGGUAUUGGGAGAUCGUCCCUUUCUCAAUGUCGACAUUUCGCACAAAUCUUUUCCAAUCGCCAUGCCUGUGAUCGAAUAUCUAGAGCGGUUUGGUAUUAAGACGAAAAUAAACGCUAUUACCAGUCUGGAAACCUCCAGGCGUUCGAUUGAGUCGUUCCUCAAAGGUCUCGAUGUGAUUUACACAGCACCCAAAUCUUUUGCCACCGCUCCAAGGAUAUACAAAGUAAAUGGACUUUCUCGAAGCCCGGCCACCACCCAGACCUUCGAGUACGAGGGCAAAACCACCACCGUGGUCGAGUAUUUCCAGAGUCGCAACUUCAAGUUGCUGUAUCCCCAACUUCAUUGCCUGCACGUUGGAUCCCUAACCAAGCAAAUAUUUUUGCCCAUCGAGCUUUGCCAAAUCGACGGUGGUCAGGCAUUAACUCGCAAAGAUGGAGCUACUCAGGUGGCCAACAUGAUCAAGUUUGCGGCUACAUCGACGAACGCGCGAAAGGCCAAGAUCACGAACCUCCUAGAGUUCUUCCGGCACAACAACGACCCGACCAUCAGCCGAUUUGGUAUCAAGAUCACUGCCGACUUCAUGGUGGUGGGCACCCGCACCCUCCGAGCACCAGAGGUGGAGUACCAGGGCAAAAGAACGUGCCGUCCAAGAAACGGAUCGUGGCGCAUGGACAACAUGAUGUUCCUGGAGCCGAAGCCCAAGGCCCACAAGUGGGCGAUCGUGUACCAUGAUCCAGUGCAGGGUCGCAAGAUGCCCUACAACCAGGUGAGCGACUUCGAAAAACAGGUGUUAGCCCAAAGCAAGUCGGUGAACAUAAAAUUGGAGGCCAAGGCGGAGAUAAGAACCUUCAAGGAUGACUGCUCCCUGGACAAGUGUUUCGGGGAUCUGAAGAGCAAGGAAUACGAUCUGGCCUUUGUGAUCAUCCCCAAUUCCGGAGCUUCCUACGACGUCAUCAAGCAGAAGGCCGAGCUGCAGCACGGCAUUUUGACGCAGUGCAUCAAGCAGUUUACCGUCGAGCGAAAGCUCAAUCCGCAGACCAUCGGUAAUGUUCUACUCAAGGUGAACUCCAAGUUGAAUGGCAUCAAUCACAGACUCAAAGAUGAACCACGGAUCAAGAACGCCAUGUUCCUGGGCGCCGACGUGACCCAUCCGUCUCCAGAUCAACGCGAGAUUCCCAGUGUGGUGGGCGUGGCAGCCUCACACGAUCCCUACGGAGCCGCCUACAACAUGCAAUAUCGGUUGCAGCGACCGGCUCUGGAGGAAAUCGAGGACAUGGAGUCCAUCACAAUGGAGCACCUGCGUGUUUAUCGCCAGCAUAGAAAGACCUACCCGGAUCACAUUCUCUACUUUCGUGACGGUGUGAGCGAUGGCCAGUUUCCCAAGAUCAAGAGCGAGGAGCUUAGAGGCAUUAAUGCAGCCUGUGCCAAGAUGGGUAUCAAGCCCAAGAUUUGCUGCGUGAUCGUGGUGAAGCGUCAUCACACUCGCUUCUUCCCCAGCGGGGAACCAUCGCAGUACAACAAGUUUAACAACGUGGACCCCGGAACCGUGGUCGAUCGCACCAUCGUGCAUCCCAACGAGAUGCAGUUCUUCAUGGUCAGCCACCAGUCCAUCCAGGGCACGGCCAAGCCGACGCGCUACAAUGUGAUUGAGAACACUGGCAACUUGGACAUCGAUGUGUUGCAGCAGUUGACCUACAAUCUGUGCCACAUGUUCCCCCGUUGCAAUCGCUCGGUUUCGUAUCCAGCUCCAGCCUACUUGGCCCAUUUGGUGGCGGCACGCGGUCGCGUUUACCUCACUGGGUAA